UUUCCUUCGAUGGCUUCGUUCUCCUCCGCUUAGCUGCUCACAUCUAUGUGGAUCUUAAGUGACGCCGCAGGACUGCUCAUUGCUGCAGUAUUAGGUUUUUCUUGACCUGACUGUCUUAUAAGGUAGUCUCAUUAUUCUCAACUGCAGGAUUUACGGUUUGUUCAUAUAAUUAUUUUAUUUUUUUUGAAAAUGUCAGGUAUACGGUUUUCACAAAAAUGGCGUCUUUUGUUUCCAUCUCUUCUAACCAUGAUCGUAAAAAUCAAAGUAUGAUUGGGUUGUAUGUUGGAUAGUCCGUACUUUAGUAGAAAAAGCUGACAUUUUUCCUCUUUUUAAGCAUUCCAUUCUCAGAUAAGUUAAGGCCGCUUUGGUUGCACGACCUCAGGGUGUGCACCCAAGUCACCCUGCUGGUUGAUCCAGCCAUGCCUCUAGCAUCUAAUGAUCUUUUCCAAGCGUGAGGUGUGGACUGUUCUUUUCUACUUGUAAGGCAUGUUGUGACGGCAGAAAACGAAAAGUAUAGUAUAUAUGGGUGCGAAGACUUUUGUCACAAAGCACUGCAUAUCGAGAUUCAUUGGUUGAUACUAACUAAAAUGGUGCCAACUGAAGACACAUGCAAAAGCGGCUACCGGGAGAGCGGCACGUUUGACCAUACGUGUGUGUCUUGCCGUUUUUCAAGUUGGUAGAGAAAAGACGGCAUCUUCCUACCGCUUCUCACCUGGCUGUCUGGUCAGGAAGUGACGCAUUCGGUGCAUUUGCUCCAGUAGAUGUUGGGGUCGGCGAGACAGCUGCGAGUGAGGAGACUGACAGCUCCGAGAAGCGCCCUGGCAGCGCAGCUGCACCCCGCACAGCAGACAGGAUGUUCGGCUACCGCUACGUUACGCGGCAACAGCUGGCCGGCUUCGACCAAUACAAGUACAAUGCAGUUGAUACAAAUCCGCUGUCUGUGUAUGUCAUGCAAAAUCUGUGGAACAGGAUAGUGAAGGCUGUUCCUUUGUGGAUUGCUCCAAAUCUGCUGACAUUCACUGGGUUUCUGUUGAUCCUAUUAAACUACUUCCUGUUGGCGUAUUAUGACUGGAACUACACAUCAUCCAGCCUGGGGUCUCGGCAUGCCCCUAAAUGGGUGUGGGGUUUGACUGGACUCACUACUUUCUCUGCUUAUGCUUUGGAUUCAGUUGACGGGAAGCAUGCAAGGAGGACACACUCCAGCAGUCCACUUGGGGAGCUGUUUGACCAUGGACUGGAUAGCUGGGCCACCUCACUUUUUACACUUUCCUUUUUCUCGGUGUUUGGCCUCUCUGCUGAGAGGGAGGUGACACCUUUCACCCUGUACUACAUACUGUGCAUCAUCCUGUUUACAUUUAUGUUAUCCCACUGGGAAAAGUACAACACUGGGGUGCUCUUCUUGCCCUGGGGAUAUGACAUAAGUCAAGUGACAUUAACAUCUGUCUAUUUGCUGACAGCAAUAUAUGGUGUAGAAGCGUGGCACAAGCCUCUGAUGUUUGGCUAUUUGUUUGCGGAUAUAUUAAUAGCCAUGGUCAUUGGCUGCAGUGUAUUUCUGUCUCUUCCACAGACUCUGUACAAUAUUUACCAAGCAAAGAAACUUGGAACCCUCCAAAGAAAUUCAAUUUCCGAAGGCCUCCUUCCUCUUUUAUCACCCACAUUGUUGUUCCUAUUAUUAACAACAUGGGCAAAAAUAUCACCAGAGGAUAUCCUUACUAAAAACCCCAGGAUUUUCUUGUGGAUGGUGGGGGUUACCUUCUCAAAUGUUACAUGCAGGCUGAUUGUUUGCCAAAUGACCAAAACAAGGUCAGAAGUCAUUCAUUGGCUGCUCAUUCCAUUAGCUGGGACUGUUGGUGCCGUUUACAUGGGGCUUGAGGUGCACUCGGAGUUUGCCUUAUUAACUGGGUACACACUUCUGGUGACAGUAGCCCAUGUCCAUUACGGAAUCUGUGUGGGAAAGCAGCUGAGCGCAUAUUUCAACAUUUUCAUAUUUUCUUUGGAGAAACGACGUUUGGACUGAGCACAGUUGAAUGUCUGGGACAGUAUUUACAAAUUAAAUUGCGUCUAAUUGUGAAACCCCUGAAUGUCCGAAAGAGGAUAAAAAAUAUUCUGGAUUUUUAAAAUUGUUUUAAUCCUGGACGGCUUAUUAUUUCUCAGGGUAAGCAAUGACAGUUUAUUAUUAUGAACAGUAAUCGCGUAAAGAUGUGACAUCAAAAGAAACGUUUCACAGCAGAGGGUCGCCCGUGCUGAACGCCUGUCCGUCUGCCUGCUCACCCCCUCCUUGAAGAGCGGCCCCCUGCCAGGAAUGCUGUGCCCGCACGUCCCUGGACACAAACUACAGGGCUGCUGUGUACUGUGGGCUCAGGAUUGUUGGAACACCAAGGUUCCCAUGGAUUUGCCUCAGUAAUUGUCGGUCGGAGUCAUUUUCUUUGUUUCCAGUUUUUUUUUUUUUUUUUUAUAUAAAGGAUUCCCUUGGGGAUUCUUUUUUUUUUUUUCCCCCUCGCCGCUGUGGGAUAGAAGCAUGGAAAAAGAAAAUGGAUACUUGGGAACAAAUUAGGCAUAAGCUCGGCAACAGGUCAUUUAAUUGGAAUUUUGAUGGCCCCCUCCUAACCCAUUUCAGCUGAACUUUUCCUCAGGGUAGCUACUGGCAUCUUCUGAUGAAACUGGAGGUUCAGAAAUGCCAAAUUAAAAUGGAUUUGCAUCUGGCAUGAAGGGUAAUGCCUGCAGUGGUUUGGUAUCCCGUCUACAGCCGCUUCCAUCAAUGCUGUGACCCUAAACCAGAAAAACUGGGCGUGAGGCUGUCAUGUUAGCGUUGUGGACACGAGGUGAGCUCGUGGCUUGUGGCUCACUGGAUGGCUACAGCAAUUCAUGUGUUCCUGAAAAGCAUUUUUUAAAUAAUUUGUAGACUUUAGUGUUUUAGCCACAAACCCAAAAUGUUGUAAAAGACUGAGCGCUGCUGCUGCCCCAGCUUACUAAUGGCACACUUGAAAGUCGUCUUCGGCCCCAACGGUUCACCACAUUUUAGUUAAGUUGGACCAAAGCAAGGAAUUGGUUUAAACUAAAAAAGGAUGAACACAUAAAACUUGAACCUAAAUCAGCAAUGCCUGGCCAGGUCUUUUGUUUUUAUUAAAAUUGGACGUGAUCUGUAAGUAACUGUCCAUCAUCUGAGCCUAGUAAGUCCAUCUGAGAGCCCACUUGUGCAUACCCCGUGACUCAAGCCAUGCGUGGCCGGUUUGUGGGCAUGACAAGUCCACACUUUCCUAAAAUGAAAAUAAAUGACAGACUGCACCUCAUGAUGGUUCAGUGGUCGUUGCCAUUGACAUUUUUCUAGUUGUCUAAUUACCCCCAUCAUCCGAUAACUUCUGACUGAACGACUAACACAGCAGUGAAUGGCAAAGUUGUGUUCUUGUUCUGUCAAAACCCACCUGAUUGAUGGCAGGCCCCAUGUCGUUGUUUGCUUUUGGGCUCCAUGAAACCCUCGACUUCUUCAGUGAAUGACCUGCUGUGUCAAUUUAAAACUGCCCAGCCCUCACCCACAGGAUCUCAUUCGACACAGUAAGGUGGCAGCGCCCUGGAGGGAGUGACCAGUCAGACACAUGACAGCCAGCGGCACUCACCCCUGUGCCACGGUUCUGUCUUUGCAUUAAUCGUUAACUCCACAUAAGGGUAGCAAAGGAUCUAAGAGUACCCUGGUUGGCGUGCCAGUCUAGUGUCACCAAUCAACCAAACCUGCAGGUCAUUGUGCAGAUAUACCUCCUCAUACUAGACCGUCUGCCAUAAUGUUAGUAAUCAUUGAAUUUACAGGCAUGAUUUGUACUAGUUUACUUUUUUGUUUAAAUUUUGAAGAAAACAGUAACUGUAGCAAAUAAUAUGGUGGGCAUAUCCUGUGUGGGUCCAGCGGCUGUGAAGCAUCUGAUCAUUCACUGAUCUCGACUUUGCUGACGAUGCUGUGAUCCUCGCUGAGUCAAUGGAGGCUCUGAAUGUCCCGAUAAAAACCAAGAGCCAG
Messenger RNA from Polypterus senegalus (gray bichir), 4003 nucleotides. RefSeq names its product ethanolaminephosphotransferase 1-like. Lineage: Eukaryota; Metazoa; Chordata; Cladistia; Polypteriformes; Polypteridae. Gene Ontology annotation, cellular component: endoplasmic reticulum membrane; Golgi apparatus. Gene Ontology annotation, biological process: phosphatidylethanolamine biosynthetic process. Bases 854 to 2017 code for a protein of 387 amino acids. Gene Ontology annotation, molecular function: ethanolaminephosphotransferase activity. The transcript is spliced from 10 exons. The record is from RefSeq and is a predicted model, not a curated record.